Sesamum indicum (sesame) is the source of this 1906-nucleotide messenger RNA. The record is from RefSeq and is a predicted model, not a curated record. NCBI's taxonomy places the organism in Eukaryota, Viridiplantae, Streptophyta, Magnoliopsida, Lamiales, Pedaliaceae.
UCCGUGGUGUCUGGGCAAUGAGAGGAGAAGGUGGAAGGGGGGGGGGGGUACGUAUUUCACAGCCCAAAUAAAGUUGUCACUGUAGAAAUGAGAUGAAAUUCCUGUUCAACCUGGUGAGAUGGAUUGAGUGAGAUUUUCUCACAAGCAGCCACGUUCAAUUCAGUUAAUCCCUAAUUGCUGAGUUCAUUCAUCGACAUAAACGACAUCGCCAUUCAACCGAGUCGCCUUCCUCCUUUUAUGUUUCUGGCUCAUUUGUAUCAUUAACCCUAUAGUUGUAGGAACAUAAUACCGGUGGAGUUCCCUUAUUGCUCUACGGCACUCAGCUGGCCUUCAUGAAUCGGCUGGAGUCGACGCUUGCCCCGUGGCAGAGGGAUGGCCAGUGCCAAGGCCUGCUCGAGUCGCCUACUUACUUCCCGUCGCCACUUUGCUCCGUCCUUGCGUUGAACCAGAAACAGAAGUUGAUGAUUCUCCAUGACAAUUUAACGCAUUCAAGCUCGAGGCCCAACCCUGACACUGACACGGACCCGAUUAGUCAUGGAGGUGGUUUCAUUCCUGAGACUCAGCCAUCAGGAAAUCCAGUAACACCAACACCUGUCACAACUAAUGCCAAAAGAGAGGAGACAAGAUUGGCACCUACUAGCUUUUAUGCCUUGAGGACCCGUACACAAAUCACGCAAAUGAUCCGGGAAUACAAGAAAAUUUCAUACCGAGUCCCCACGGCAGUUUUGGUAGGUUUGCUCAAUGUUCUUAACAUUGUAUCUUCAAUCUUCAUAUCAUGUGCAUUUGUAAUUCAUGUUAAUUUGAGUUUCCAGUGUCAUGACCCUGAUUUUUCAUAAUCAUUGCACUCUUGAUGUUCCAUUCCAAAUGUUACUUAUGUGCCGGUCUAAUAUUCUUAUGUCAUAUAUCUUAUGAGACACACUCAUAAGAGUAGCAAUCUGCAACCUGAUAUAUGUUAGAAUAUUGUAUUGUGUUCCAUGUUUCUUCAGCAGUAAGAAUUUGUUUAUAGAAUAAUAUAUGUUACAUUUCAAAAUGUAUUUGUGAAAGGAAAAUCUUUUUGCUUUGUUGGUGUACUUGUAGUUGUAACUUAAGUCGCAGAACUUGUAUCAUGCAGACUAAAUGCCAGUUCUGAAGUGUUGAAUACAGAUCAUGUUUAGCAAGUGUGGAUGUGCUUGUUAGCCAAAGUGCUCGAGUGACUAAGUAAAAUAUUUCAGUGGUUAAUCUGUUUAUUGCUUUCGAAAUCUAUAUUAGUGACAUUUUAAUUUUUUGUAUUUGAUGGACAAAUUACUUCACGCAUCUUUUGUAUCAUUCAGUCACUUUUCUGUAUGUUCUUUAAAUUACAAGGGGAACUAGAAAAAGGCAAAGGAAAAAGAGUAUAAACGAGAGGGAUGCUCACUUGCAAGCCUAAGUUCGAGCUAUUACUGUUGGAUUUAUGCUGGCAUGAGAUCCUUCUUUAAGGAUAUGCAGUUAUGUGAUGUUGGUGUCAGUCCAAUUUGGGUGAGAAUUUGACUUUGUAAAUAGGUUCUUUUAUUGUUCUGUUCGGUUGAAAGCCCUCUCCCCUCCCCAAAUUAAAUAACAGGAAUAUGUGAAAUCAACUUACACGAAAUUAUGAAUAUUACCUUGCAGAGCUACUUAUUGGCCUCGUAUAUAGGCUAGUGCUGAAAAUUUAGGAAUAGAAGUGGAAAUUUCUAGUCAUACGUAAAACUGAAUUAAGAUUUUAGGUAGGAGGCGAGACGUCCUGUGAACCCAAGAAUGGUAGUUGAAUCCGAUCCUCUUCUGCAUGGCCUGCUGUAGGAGUACAAAAAAGUUUGUUAUAAAGUAUAUGCCACCCUUGUGGAAGAGUUUAUUCCUUUCCUCUUCAGGGAUCAAAGAAACAAUUGUAUUCAAAUCCAUACUUGCGUCGUGAAGA